UUGGUGGCCUUUGUUUUCUUUGCGUGGUUUUUUUUUUUUUGUCUUUCUCUGCUGUCUUUUUUUGUUGUUGAUGUUGUUUUGUCGUUGCUUUGGUCAGCCAGUGCGUCUCUUUACGCAUGGCCAUGGGGACUUUUCCUUGUUCUGUUGUAUUUCUAUCAAUGCUCAUCCCAUUGCAAACCUAUACACGCCUUGGUGCGUACUAUGAUAUCCUUGACUCCAUUCGCGCGCUCUGCCUUGUCUCUUUCUUUCUUUUUUUAAUUGCCGUCUCACCUAAUAGCCAUGGAAGAUGCCCAUACGACCUUGCUCAAUGUGGAGGAUGCAGAAGGAACCGCAUUCUUUGCCGUCUAUGAUGGUCACGGAGGCCCAAACGUAGCCAAAUACAGUGGCGAGGGAUUGCAUAAGAGAAUCGUCGGCGACAAGGCAUUCGCCAAGGGCGAUUACAUGGCCGCAAUCAAGAACGGAUUUUUAGAGAUGGACAGGGCUUUGCGCUUUGAUCCCGAAUACGGUGGAGAUUCAUCUGGAUGCACGGCCAUUACUGCAACAUUCACGGACAAAAACGUUCUCUAUGUGGGCAAUGCUGGAGACUCGCGCGCUGUCCUAGGAAGCGAUGGAACUGCUAUCGCUCUGUCCAACGAUCACAAGCCUGUUAACAAAGAGGAGUCAAGGCGUAUUGUUGCGGCCGGCGGAUUUGUGGAGUAUGGCAGAGUGAACGGUAGCCUUGCCCUGUCCCGUGCAUUGGGCGAUUUCGAAUUCAAGAUGAAUGCGACCCUCGGACCUGACGACCAGAUCGUGACCGCAAAUCCCGUCAUUGUGGAGCACAAGUUGACAGAAAAAGACGAGUUCCUUGUCUUGGCCUGUGAUGGUAUCUGGGACUGUAUGUCUUCUCAGGAGGUGGUGACAUUUGUUCGCCAGGGUAUUGCUGACAAAGUUCCUCUGGAGACCCUGUGCGAGAAGACGAUGGAUCACUGCUUGGCGUCAGACAGCGGCAUGACUGGUGUGGGGUGUGAUAACAUGACGAUGGUCAUCGUCGCUCUCCUGAACGGAAGGACGCUGGAAGAGUGGUACGAGCAUAUUGCCCAGCGUGUCGCCAUUCGUCUCGGACCCGCAGAUUCCAGCGUCAGGGCUAACGGAGAUGAGGAUCCAGAGACCUUCAAGGAGAAGAUAGUAGAGACGGAGACAUCAGAGUCGACAGAUACCAGCAAGGCCGAGGAAUCCAAGGGCGUGGCGAAGGAAGGAUCCAAGGUGGACGAAAAACCAUCGGCGACUGAGCCAUCAACACUCAACGACGAGAAGAAGGAAGAAAAGACGAGCGUGGUGUAGGCGAUCAGGAAGGCGAACGGCGAGAGUAGGGAACCGGACAUUCGCCAUCCAACGGGUUUAUUUUCUUUUUUUUCCUUUAUUGUCAUGCCAUAGGGUUGCUUUAUCUUUCGCUUUCAUUAAACCUGGGUUCGCAGAAAAA
This is a messenger RNA of Gamsiella multidivaricata, 1459 nucleotides long. Its product is annotated as phosphatase 2C-domain-containing protein. The transcript is spliced from 8 exons. Bases 280 to 1320 code for a protein of 346 amino acids. Lineage: Eukaryota; Fungi; Mortierellomycota; Mortierellomycetes; Mortierellales; Mortierellaceae. Gene Ontology annotation, biological process: protein dephosphorylation. Gene Ontology annotation, molecular function: cation binding; protein serine/threonine phosphatase activity. The record is from RefSeq and is a predicted model, not a curated record.